Molecule: messenger RNA, 2805 nt
Organism: Pantherophis guttatus
Lineage: Eukaryota; Metazoa; Chordata; Lepidosauria; Squamata; Colubridae
Gene: NRSN2
Product: neurensin 2
Biological process (GO): nervous system development
Cellular component (GO): neuron projection; transport vesicle; neuronal cell body
Source: RefSeq, a predicted model, not a curated record
GCCUCCGAGCAAUUGGAGCAUUAAAAGAGAAAAGUUACGUCCACUCCCUGCAUAAGAAGCUCCGUGUAAAGCUCCGUGUUACUACAAGAGGCUCGCCUCUCUCCAAAGCAAGACGAAGGCGCUGGCAAUCCAUGUGCAGGCGGCUUAUGGGGAGUAAAAGCUUAUGGGGAGACGCUUUUGCGCACUAGACCAAUCCAAAAUAGAGCCCAGAAGGCAAAAGCAACUAACCGGAUUUGUGCAGGACCCACAAAUCCCCCAGGAGAAGGAGGUUUCUGCCUUGUUGCCUGCUGAACACUGAUUCCUUGGCGCCUGGCAGAGGUGGGGAGCCUGGCGCCAUGACUCAGGCGGUGUGUGUGUGGGGGGGGAGAUGGCUCCCCACCGAAGCGCGGCAAGCAGGCAAGGAAACAGACACUCAGUGGCUGCUUUCUGACGGUGACUCAGAUUCCGUCCUUGGUGGAUUCGCGAGCCUGCCUCCCACUGUCGGGUUCUCGCAGCCGAUGGGACGGUUGUCCACCUCUGUCAUGCAGAUAUGAUCGUUCCAGCCCUGUGGUCUCCUCACCUGGCUCACCUGGAGAAGGACGUCCUGGCUUUCUACUCUGCCUGGUGCUGAGGACCGCUAGCCAGGGCUGCUGCACCAGCUUUGCCAACAGAACCGGUGCCAAGGACGCGUCCCGGAUUUCCCUGCCGAUGAGGCACUGAGGACUCAGGUGGCAUCCCAACACAGGACUGAUGGCCACGGCGGGAGAGCACGUGUGUGGCUGCCAGCGGGGUCCAAAUAUGGAGCAGGGCAAAUGGUACGGCGUCCGUUCGUACUUGCACCUGUUCUAUGAGGAUUGCACCGGCAACCGUUCGGAAGACAGUUUUGAAGAUGCUGCUACGUCUCCCGCCAAGAGUGGCCAGACUUAUGUCUUCUGGAAGGUGACGCUUUCAGCCGCGACUCUGCUGUUGCUGACCGGCCUGGCGGCUAUAACCACGGGGUCCCUCCUGCCCUCCAAGUUGGAAGACAUCGGUGAAGCCGAGUUUGUGGUAUUGGACCAGCGAGCCGUAGAGUACAACGGUGCCCUGGGCAUCUCCCGAGCUGUCGGGGUGGCGCUGUGCACCGUUGCUGGGGUGCUGUUGGUGGCCUCGGUUGUAUUGUUUAGGCUCGGCAGAAGAAACCGGACUGGCUGUCCAGGUGAAGAUGGCAAGGAAGAGCAGCUGUCGCCCAUCUUGCAGGAAAAUGCCCCCCAUCCGUGGGGUACCGUCGUCUCAGCGACCCCUGCCCCUUUCCAGGUCUCCUGGGUGCAGGGCGUCCAGCCCAAGAGAGAGAUGUGAAUUCAGAUUCACCAAAAGCUCUUAAGGCUCAAAGUUUCUCAACUUUCAAGAUCGGUGGACUUCAACUCCCAGAAUUCCCCAGCCAGCGCAUGCGCUGGCUGGGGAAUUCUGGGAGAUGAAGUCCUCCAAUCCAUAGCUGUGCGUAGGUGUAUCCCCACCUCCCAGAGACAGAUGCUGUUUUUCAUUGUUAACAGCCUCCCUGGAGGAUCCGUGGUAGGAGAAAAGGUGCCCUUCCCCCUCGCCUCUGCGGAACUCACAGGUAGACUGCUCUUAAGGCCGGAGGUUCUGUUUCACUAGCCUUAGGUAAACAGAACCUUCCGUACCAAGGGAGGAAGCAGAGAAAAAAGAGAAACCGGCUUGGAGAAAGUGACAUAAUAUUUUCAUUCUGCAAAUCCUGAAACAAAAAAUAUAUUUGGUAUGUAAAAAAAAAAAAAAAAGGAGAAAUUUUCCAAAGUCAGAAACAAACCUGGAGGAGAAUCCCAUGUUGCAAAAACUCAAAUAUUAUUAUUCUGAUUUGGAUACAGAUUGGAUACAGAUUAAAGGAGUUGGAAGGGACCUUGUAGGUCAUCUAGUCCAACCCCACGCACCCAAGCAUUUUUUUUCCCCAGUUCAGGCCUGCUAACAGCUCAGUUUAUUCAAGACAGGUAGUCCUCGUUUAACGACCGUUCCAAGUUACAACGGCAUUGAAAAAAGUGAGUUAGGGACGUCCUCACCCUUACGACCUUAUGGUCACGUGAACUAAAUUCGGGUGCUUGGCAACUCGCAUGUAUGUAGGAUGGUUGCGGCAAUCCAGGGUCAUGUGAUGCCCAUGUGCCACCUUCCCAUCCAGUUUCCGACCGGUAAAGUCAAUAGGGGAAGCUGGAUUUGCUUAAUGACCGUGUGAUUCAUUUAACAACUGCCGUGAUUUGCCUAACAGCCAUGGGGAAAAAAAGUUGUAUAAUUGGGCAUGACUCACUUAACAACCACUUUGCUUAGCAGCUGAAAUUCUGGCCCCAAUUGUGGUCGUAAAUCGAGGACUUGCAAGGCCAAGGCAGGAUCUACCUCCCUAUUUCUGCUUUGGUAUCUUCCUUCAGUUCCUGAAUUACCCCUUGUUUUAACUUGGGAGAUGCCCAAAGUUGGAGGGGAGGAACCAAGCAGAGAGAUCCACCCCUUUACUAUUUCAGUGCCCUGAUUGGCAGGUAUCUCUUUGCUGAUUGGGGGUGAGCAGAAGGAGGUGGGCAACGAAACCAAUCAUGAGCAGCAGAUGCACCAAUCAGGAGAAGCCAUUUGACUUGGAAAAGACAAGAAGUGGGAGGAGAAUCAGCUGUGGAGUGAGGCAGCUACUUUUAAGGCGGUACCAUUUUCUGACUCCAGGAAGGGGGUGAACAGCAUGGCGGGAAAGACCAUCAGAGACACAGGGGAGGGCAGCUGUGUAAAACCUCUCUCCCUUCAUGUGGUCGUCUGCUUGAAUGAAGAGACCAGCUUAGAAUAAUAAAGACUGAAAUGAGUGCA